This is a messenger RNA of Hyaena hyaena (striped hyena), 567 nucleotides long. RefSeq names its product microtubule associated protein 1 light chain 3 gamma (gene MAP1LC3C). Gene Ontology annotation, molecular function: ubiquitin protein ligase binding. The record is from RefSeq and is a predicted model, not a curated record. Lineage: Eukaryota; Metazoa; Chordata; Mammalia; Carnivora; Hyaenidae. Gene Ontology annotation, biological process: autophagosome assembly; cellular response to nitrogen starvation; autophagy of mitochondrion. Gene Ontology annotation, cellular component: autophagosome; autophagosome membrane; cytosol.
AUGCAGACUCCACAGAAAACCCAAAGCCUCAGACCCUUCAAGCAGAGGAAGAGUUUAGCAACCAGACAAGAGGAGGUUGCUGGAAUCCGGGCAAAGUUCCCAAACAAGAUCCCGGUGAUAGUGGAGCGCUACCCCAGAGAGAAGUUCCUGCCUCUGCUGGACAAGACCAAGUUCCUGGUCCCUCAAGAGCUGACCAUGACCCAGUUCCUCAGCAUCAUCCGGAGCCGCCUGGUCCUCGGGGCCUCUGAAGCCUUUUACUUGCUGGUGAACUUAAAUAAGAGCCUGGUCAGCAUGAGUGUGACCAUGGCAGAGGUCUACAGGGACCACCAGGGAGAAGACGGCUUCCUGUACUUGACCUACGCCUCCCAGGAGAUGUUCGGCUGCCUGGGCUCCGGGAAGACCCUGCCGUCCUCUGCAGAGCAUGUCAGGAAGCUGUCCUCCAGCCCGCGGAGAGACGGGCCAGCCCCAGGGUGUGUGGUGGGCACGGACACUCACCGGCCGUCACAGGCAGGCCUGGCCGCCCCCAUCUCCUGUAUGGGGCUCCAGGCUUCUGUGUGCUCCCUGUAA